GCAAUGAAUGAUGGAAGCCCUCCCUGCACUUUGUAAUUGCAAUAUUUACUGCAAAUUUCCAUUUCCUGCAUUCUUAUUGGGAUCUUUUCAAACCAUUAAUACAUUUCCUGGCCUCAAUUUACACUCUUCUUCUCUACCCAAUACUUCAAUUCAAUUCACAAUUCAAUUCAAUUCAAUUCAGUUCCUAUCUCUUUCUCUCUCUACCCUCCUCCACCUCUCUCUCCCCCCAUAAUUAAAUCAAGCAUUAAAGAAAAUCCAUCUUCCUCUCCCCCUCUCCUUCACUUCCCUUGUACUAUAUAUAAUGGUGGUCUAAGCUCCAUACCAUUUCACCAUGACCUUUUCUAUGUUUCCUCAGCUUGUCAUGGUUCUUGCCUAACCUCCCUUCUUCCUCACCAAUCUUUCCAUCAAUUAGGUUCAGAGCAGCCCUGCAGACUCUGUUUCUCCCCUGUUUCACUAGCUAGCUAGAGGUUUCUCAAUUCCCCAAGGUAUCAUGAGUCGCAGAAACGGAGGCGGCCCGAAGCUUGAUCUGAAGCUUAACCUUUCCCCACCGAGGGCAAACCGUACGGCUGAGUCUCCCGGACGAUCAUCCACCGUGUCCCCCACGUCCCCGCCGAGCUCAUGCGUGUCGUCGGAGCUGACUCAGGACGACAACAACAACAUGAGGUACUCCAACAGCCCCGAGGCCACUUCCAUGGUGCUCGUGGGUUGCCCCAGGUGUCUCAUGUACGUCAUGCUAUCCGAGGACGACCCGAAAUGCCCCAAAUGCAAGAGCACUGUUCUGCUGGACUUCCUCCAUGAGAACAGCAACACCAUGACGACAAGGAAGAGCUAAGAGCUUGAGAGAGAGAGCUAGAGUAGCCUUGUGAUGAUGGGAACCCGUUUUUGCUAUUUCUGCGGUUUUAGUAGGACCUAAUAUUAGGAGGCUCUUUCUUGGUUUCUCUUUUCCCAACCCCUUUUUACCCUUUUGGGGGUUUUGCUAUUUCCGCUCCAUUUUUAGCUGCAUCAAUCCCCGCUAUUAGAGUGGGGAAAUAUUUGAUCAGUGUCGGUUAGCAAAGAAAAAGAAGAGAAUGGAGCAUGAAUAGCACUACCUGUUUGGUUUUUCUUUUGCUAAUCAUAGGCAUUAGGUUAUGGAACGAUGGGCAAUUUGGGGGGUUCUGCAGCUUUUUCUUAGCACUUUAGCAGAAGACUCUGUAAACCGGUGAUUAACUGUAACUGCCCAAAAUUUUCAUGGUAUCUAAAAUGUUAGGUUAUUUUGCCUUUUUUUA
Rosa chinensis is the source of this 1265-nucleotide messenger RNA. Its product is annotated as protein GL2-INTERACTING REPRESSOR 1. Bases 491 to 832 code for a protein of 113 amino acids. NCBI's taxonomy places the organism in Eukaryota, Viridiplantae, Streptophyta, Magnoliopsida, Rosales, Rosaceae. The record is from RefSeq and is a predicted model, not a curated record. The transcript has 2 exons.